This is a messenger RNA of Physella acuta, 2256 nucleotides long. RefSeq lists its product as uncharacterized. Gene Ontology annotation, molecular function: zinc ion binding; nucleic acid binding. NCBI's taxonomy places the organism in Eukaryota, Metazoa, Mollusca, Gastropoda, Physidae. The record is from RefSeq and is a predicted model, not a curated record.
AUGGCGGAGGUGGCACCAACCAUCAUCAUCGUUCCACCCAGGGAGAUCCUCAUCAGGAAGUUUCAUGGGGACAGCCAUGGCUAUGAGGUGGACCGGUUCAUCAAAGAGGUCCAGUCCCUCUGGAAGGCCAGGGGAAACCUCUCAGUAGAAGAGAGGAAGGACCUCCUCUGGCAGUACCUGGGGGAAGCGGUGAGAGAGGAGCUGAGCUGCAGGGGUGAUGACCUGCAGCACGACCCAGAAGCCACCCUCAGGCUCCUCAGAGAGGUGUACGGCGAGAAGAGGAGAGUACCGCAGCUCAUGGCCCAGUUUCAGAUGGUUGUACAGGGCCAACACGAGUCGGUGAGGGCCUACUCACACCGACUGCACAGGGCCUUCAAGACCCUGGUUACGAGGCAGAGUGCCCUGCAGGUCCCACAGACUGAUGCAGGGUUUCUUCGAGACCAGUUUGUGGAAAACCUGAGCCAGGCCACAGUCAGACGCCAUCUGCACGAGCUGAUUUUCCGGGACCCCAAGAUCCCCUUCCUGGCCAUACGUGAUGCGGCCAUUCGAUGGUCUGGAGACAAGGACCCUCUUGCUGAACCUGCCUACGUGGCAGCAAUAAAUUCCAGGCCCAUUGAAAAAUGUUCGUUCAGGUCCAAGCUGGAGGACAAAGUCAACAGGCUCACAGAGCAGCUUGCUGCUCUGCUGAAGCACUUUACGCGGGACCCCAAAUUUUCCAAUGUGUGCCAAGCACCUCGCAAGCGCACGGAGGUCCAAUCAAAGGGCUGCUUUAACUGUCACCAGAGGGGUCACCUCGCCCGUCAUUGCCAUAGGGCAAAGAAAUAUGUGCCCAAAGGGAAUCAAGUGACACCGAAGGUAUGGCGAGGGGACAAGGUCCUCCGCCCCCGCGAAAGGACUCUGGUGCCUGCCAAGGGUGUACCAACCAUUCAGGCGACGGAAGGAGACUCCAGAAUGAAGGACGACAAGGUGGUACAGCCAUUAGACCAACCUUUUCACCCAGAUCCGUCAGUGGUAUCAGGCCCAACAUCCUGCCUACGCGCCAGCAUAACCAGUGUAAAGGUGGACCAAUCUGAGGAACUAGAGGCAAUGGUUCCACCUAACCCAUCCUUAAUUAAGGCACCAGGUGGUGGUGCUGGGGCAUGCCCCCAGACAGAGUCAAGCAAGAAGGACAAACAGGUCAAAAAGGCACCUGUAGCUGAACUGGCCAUAGGCGACCUGGUCCUUCUGAGACAACCCCCACUUGGCAGACGCAAAAUGGCAGACCUGGACGGCCCGACAGUUUAUGUCGUUGUCGAAUUACCUCCGAUCACCGGCGGGGGUUACGCCAUUAAAAAGAAAGAUGGCCCUUCUGGCACCCGCCGGGUGGCCAGUACACAGAUUAGGAGAUAUGUGCCUCCCAAGGCUCAACCGCCCUCCCCAAGGCCGGUCAAAGUUGUACCGCCGGCUGCUACAGCCACAUCGUCUGAUUUUUUUGCAGAAUUUUGUUUUUUGUAACAUUUAUGAUUGUGCCCUGUGGGCUGAUUUUUUUGCAAAAUUUUGUUUUUUGUAAAAUUUAUGAUUGUGCCCUGCGGGCUGAUUUUUUUGCAAGUUCUUUUGCAAAAUUGUGAUUGUGCAAAGUUUUUGUAUUUUUGUAACAUUUAUGAUUAUGCCCUGUGGGCUGAUUUUUUUCAAGUUAUUUAGCUUGCGGUGACCGCAAGCUUUAAGGGGCGUGUAUGUGAGCGGCUGGAGUGUGUUUAUCUGUUAUUAUAAUUAUUUGUAACUAAGAAGGCGAAUGUCGCUUUUUAUGUUCCUUUGAGGAUUGUUGUGGUUUUUAGUUAAGUAGUCCGCUAUUAUGGCGCUGAUAUGAUUUUUAUUUUAAAAUGAUUGCUAGCCUGGUUAUUGUGUCUUGCUUAUAUUUUGAUGUUAUUAUUUAUGCAAACUUUGUUUUGGAUUGUUGCUCCACUUUGCUUUAUGUCCUGAAUGUUACUUAUUAUUGUAUUAGGGACUAUUUUCUUGUGCGUAGCAUUGGUUUCUUUGUUCGUAGUAUUGGUUUCUUUGUUCGUGAAUGUGGUGUGUCGACAUGGAGGGACAUUCUGCUGGAAUGUCGAGGCCUGUGUGUUGAAGAGUUUCUGUGUCACGUUUAUGUGGUGUAUGGACGGUGGUCCGAAAUUGGGUGUUUUGUUCUGUUGAGUUCUGUUUCUGUUUUGUAUGUCUCCAGUGUUCUGUUUUACCUAAAUUCUAGUUUGUUUAUAACUUUUGGUUCCAUAUUUAUUAUUU